Molecule: messenger RNA, 2440 nt
Organism: Haplochromis burtoni (Burton's mouthbrooder)
Lineage: Eukaryota; Metazoa; Chordata; Actinopteri; Cichliformes; Cichlidae
Product: lysophospholipid acyltransferase LPCAT4
Exons: 13
Coding region: 422-1963 (513 amino acids)
Biological process (GO): phosphatidylcholine acyl-chain remodeling
Cellular component (GO): endoplasmic reticulum
Molecular function (GO): 1-acylglycerophosphocholine O-acyltransferase activity; calcium ion binding
Source: RefSeq, a predicted model, not a curated record
GUAAAGUUUACCUCUCACCCAGGCUUUGACUUCAGGGCUCAGUGGCGUGGGCUGAGCGACUUGUAAAGGGGCGGGACAGGUGAUGAAGUAACAAACAGAGGGUAUAAAUUCUUUAGUAUGUGUGCGUUUGGCCAUGAGGACAGUAGAAACUGAAAAAUUCGUGGUUUCUGCUAGCUUAUCUUUGUUUCUAAGGGUGUCCGAGCUAGCAUCAGCUAACACUCAGGUUUUCAAACUCCAAACUGCCAAGGACACUUUUCCGAAAAAAGAGAGGUGCUGAGCAAUGAGCGCACCCUGACCAGUUUUUCCCUUUCUUUUUUUCUUUCCUCUGGCAUUUUUAGAUAAACUUUCAGCAGCAAAGGAGCCUGAAUCACUUUUUGAACUUUUUAUAGUUAGUAAAACUUGUUUUUUUUGCUAGUUCGCCAUGGAGAGCCAGAGCAGCAGGGCUGCUACACAGGAGUACCCCAACCCUUUCAUUCAUGAGCUGAAGCUGACCAAGGCGCAGUGGAUCAAGGGCAUAAUCCUGGGCUGCACCCUGCUCCCCAUACGGGUCUUCCUGGCGUGGAUCUUGUUAAUCGCUGCUUGGAUCGUCGCUGUGCCGAGAUUGGCUGGCCUGUCUCAGGAGGAACGCUCCAAACCCUUAUCAGGCUGGCGGCGCUGGUUGUUCCACCCGAUCCUGUGGCUGCUGGGCCGUGCAGUGUUCUUCUGCGUGGGCUUCCAUUGGGUUAAGGUGAAAGGUCGUAAGGCGGAUGUGAAGGAGGCGCCGAUCCUGGUAGUGGCGCCCCACAGCAGCUUCUUGGACAUGGUGAUCAUGUUUCCAGCCGGGGUGCCGUCAGUUGUGUCGCGGUCGGAAAACAUAAACCUGCCGGUCAUAGGAGCUCUGCUGGAGUGCAAUCAGUCUGUUCUUGUGAGCAGGAGGGAUCCUGAGUCCAGGAAAGAAGCCGUCUCAGAGCUAAACAAGAGGGUCACCUCCGAUGGAUCCUGGCCUCAGAUACUGAUGUUUCCUGAAGGAACCACAACUAAUGGCCGCUGUCUGCUCAGAUUCAAGACUGGUGCUUUCGUUCCCGGCGUCCCCGUCCAGCCCGUCGUGUUGCAUUACCCCAACGAGCUGGAUACUAUUCGCUGGACAUACAAAGGAAGCAACUGGUUUCAGGUGCUGUUUCACACGCUUUCACAGCCGUACACCAACAUCACUAUUGAGUUCCUGCCGGUUUACACUCCGUCCGAGGAGGAGAAGAAGAACUCCAGACUGUUUGCAGGCAACGUUCAGAAAGUCAUGGCGAGCGCUCUGGGAGUCCCUGCCUCAGACUACGUGAUGGCAGGCCGGAUUCCAGUCAGUAAGCUGAAUGACCUCUCUGUCCCGCUUGAGUCUCCUGGGAAAGAAGCAAUGACACUUCUAUACAGAAAAGGUCUGGGCCCACGUGAUGUAGAGGCAGCGUUGGACAGGAUGAUUGACAGGAUGAUUGACAGGUGUCGCUCAGGAGCCGAGGGCACAAAGGCCAGCGCAGAGGAGCUCGCCUCCAUUCUCGGGCUUAACAAAAAGACAGCCAUCCACAUCUGCAGCCUCUACUCUAAGGAUGACACUGUGGACCUCAGACACAUCUACUUCAAUAUGGCAGCCCUUAUCGGACAUGUGGACGAGAUCUCUCUGUUUCACUCUGCUUUCGCUGCGUUCGACAGAGAGGGCAGAGGCAGUCUGACUAAAGAGGAGCUGACCGAGCUCAUGGGAGCUCUGCUGGGUGUUCCUCAGCAGAGCACCGAGGAGCUCUACGACACUGCCACCGAGGACCAGGAGCAGCUCACUGAAGAGAGCUUGCUGCUCGUGUUGACAACCCACCCGAUAUAUCAGAAAGUGACAAAGGAGAUCCUGCAGUCCAAGGGACUGCCAUCCGCCAACGGGACGUCUGUGAACAACAACAGAAGCCUCCUGAACAGCUCCGUUAAUGAGGACAAGAAGUCCGAAUGAUGAUCUCCUCUCUGUAAUUGGACCUUCUUUGUGUUUCCCCAGAGUGCACGAUGGCGGGGCCAGAUAGAAACAACAGAAACAGCUAAAGAUUGUAUUUUCAGCUUUUAAGUCUUUUUUUUCCAGCUGUUAUGUUUCAAAAAGUGUUACAUAUCCUAUUAGUCUGCACCGACACAGAAAAGCCAAAAAAAGAACCUCUGAGGUUUAAAGUUAGUCUGAGUGAUGCUGCUGUGGUGCUCAGAGGUGUGAGGACAGCUCCUGUUUGUUUUCAUCCUCAUCGUGUACAGUCACUGUCAUUUGUAUUUAUAACCUUUCCACUCAUAUGUGUUUUAGUGAAUUUUGUGUUGUUAAAGGGAUAACGAUGAUGAUGAUGAUAGUAAUGAUGAUAAUUGCAUGUGCAAAAACAAAGUAUACUCUGGAAGAUUUAUUCUGUGUGAAUGAACCAUGUUUACAUUUAACAAUAAACUGUGAAUUCAUUUA